AUGGUAGACUUUGCUAUGGAUGUGUACAAAAACCUUUAUUCUGAUGAUAUUCCUCAUGCUUUGAGAGAAAAAAGAACAACUGUUGUUGUACAGCUGAAACAGCUUCCAGAAGAAACCGAAUCAAUUGUGAAGAUGUUUGAAGAUCCAGAAACUACAAGACAAAUGCAGUCAACCAGGGAUGGUCGGAUGCUGUUUGACUACCUGGCAGAUAAGCAUGGUUUCAGGCAGGAAUAUUUAGAUAUACAGUACAGAAAAAAGCUAAGGGAAUGUGAAUCGGUUCUAGUGAAUGAUUUCUUCUUGGUGGCUUGUCUUGAGGAUUUCAUUGAAAAUGCCCAUCUCUUCAUAUUUGAGACUUUUUGUUACAUCGAUCAGUGUAUCAGCAUUAACAUGUUGGUAGAAAAACAGAACAUGGCUCCAGAAGAAGCUGAAAGGUGGAUUGUAAAUUUGAUUAGAAAUGCAAGGCUGGAUGCCAAGAUUGAUUCUAAAUUAGGUCAUGUGGUUAUGGGUAACAAUGCAGUCUCACCCUAUCAGCAAAUGAUUAAAAAAACCAAAAGCCUUUCAUUUAGAAGCCAGAUAUUGGCCAUGAAUAUUGAGAAGAAACUUAAUCAGAAUAGUAGGUCAGAGGCUCCUAACUGGGCAGCUCAGGACUCUGGCUUCUAUGGAAGAACUGUACAGGAAAAUUGA
This is a messenger RNA of Rangifer tarandus platyrhynchus (Svalbard reindeer), 684 nucleotides long. The record is from the annotation of a GenBank genome assembly. Lineage: Eukaryota; Metazoa; Chordata; Mammalia; Artiodactyla; Cervidae.